AUCCACCACCUGGACUGGAGCUGUCAGAGGCCAGGCCAGAGCAGAGCAGACCCGGGAGUGUGAGGCUGGGAGUGGCCCCAGCAGGUUCUGUGAGGCCGGCGGCACAGGAAAGGAACGAAGCCAGGAGCGCCUCAAAGUCCAGCGGGGUGGUGAGCGACUCUAACAGAGGAGCGUGGUGCUGGCAGCGAUGGGGCCUGGAACUUCAGGAAGUGGGGUCAGGACAGUGACAGCUCCACGCUCAGUGCUGGGCUCCGGAGGCAGCCUGCAUGCCUAUGACAUAGGGGUCCUGGUCGUCUACUUUGUCUUUGUCAUUGGCGUGGGGAUCUGGUCGUCCAUUCGCGCAAGCCGAGGGACCAUCGGCGGCUAUUUCCUGGCGGGGAGGUCCAUGACCUGGUGGCCGAUUGGAGCCUCUCUGAUGUCCAGCAAUGUGGGCAGUGGCUUGUUCAUCGGCCUGGCUGGGACAGGAGCUGCCGGAGGCCUUGCUGUUGGGGGAUUCGAAUGGAAUGCAACCUGGCUGCUUCUGGCCCUGGGCUGGAUCUUUGUCCCCGUGUACAUUGCUGCUGGUGUGGUCACAAUGCCACAGUACCUGAAGAAGCGAUUCGGGGGCCAGAGGAUCCAGGUGUACAUGUCUGUCCUGUCUCUCAUCCUCUACAUCUUCACCAAGAUUUCAACUGACAUCUUCUCUGGAGCCCUGUUCAUCCAGAUCGCUUUGGGCUGGAACCUAUACCUCUCCACGGCGAUGCUUCUGGUGGUGACAGCUGUCUACACCAUUGCAGGGGGUCUCACGGCCGUGAUCUACACAGAUGCUCUGCAGACGGUGAUCAUGGUGGGGGGUGCCCUGGUCCUCAUGUUUCUAGGCUUUCAGGAGGUGGGCUGGUACCCAGGCCUGGAGCAACGGUACAGACAGGCCAUCCCUAAUGCCACAGUUCCCAAUACCACCUGCCAUCUCCCCCGAUCUGAUGCCUUCCACAUGCUCCGGGACCCUGUGAACGGGGACAUUCCUUGGCCAGGCCUCAUUUUUGGGCUCACGGUGCUGGCCACCUGGUGCUGGUGCACGGACCAGGUCAUUGUGCAGAGGUCUCUGUCUGCCAAGAAUCUGUCCCAUGCUAAGGGAGGCUCGGUGCUGGGGGGCUACCUGAAGAUCCUGCCCAUGUUCUUCAUCGUCAUGCCUGGCAUGAUCAGCCGGGCCCUGUACCCAGAUGAGGUGGGCUGUGUAGACCCUGACGUCUGCCAAAGCAUCUGCGGGGCCCGCGUGGGGUGUUCCAACAUCGCCUACCCCAAGCUGGUCGUAGCCCUCAUGCCUGUUGGUCUGCGGGGCCUGAUGAUCGCCGUGAUCCUGGCCGCCCUCAUGAGCUCACUCACCUCCAUCUUCAACAGCAGCAGCACCUUGUUUGCCAUCGACGUGUGGCAGCGCUUCCGGAGGAAGGCCACAGAGCAGGAGCUGAUGGUGGUGGGCAGACUGUUUGUGGUGUUCCUGGUUGUCAUCAGCAUCCUCUGGAUCCCCAUCAUCCAAAGCUCCAACAGUGGGCAGCUCUUCGACUACAUCCAGUCUGUCACCAGCUACCUGGCCCCGCCUAUCACUGCCCUCUUCCUGCUGGCCAUCUUCUGCAAGAGGGUCACAGAGCCUGGAGCCUUCUGGGGCCUCAUGUUUGGCCUGGCAGUGGGGCUUCUGCGCAUGAUCCUGGAGUUCUCAUACCCAGCCCCAGCCUGCGGGGAGGCGGACCGGAGGCCGGCUGUGCUGAAGGACUUCCACUACCUCUACUUUGCACUCCUGCUCUGUGGGCUCACUGCCAUUGUCAUCGUCACUGUCAGCCUCUGUACCACCCCCAUCCCUGAGGAGAAGCUCGCUCGCCUGACGUGGUGGACACGGAGCCAUCCCCACUCUGAGUUGGAGAAGGAGGCCCCGGAGGGCACACCAGGGACCUCAGAGAUGCCAUCUGCGGCAUGCCCUCCAGGAGGCGGAGAGACAGAGAACUCCAGCCAGGACCAAGACCAGCACAGAGCCCGGCGCAGGCGCUGGGGCCGGCUGCUGUGGGACUGGUUCUGCGGGCUGGCCGGGCCCCCAGAGCAGGCGCUGAGCCCCGCGGAGACGGCCGCGCGCCAGCGGGAGCUGACCAGCAUCGCCGAGGAACCGCUCUGGACACGCGUCUGCAACGUCAAUGCCGUCCUGCUGCUGGCCGUCAACGUCUUCCUCUGGGGCUAUUUCGCGUGACUUCGCAGACCCGCAGACCUCCAGCGGACACAGAGGAAACGGGGCCCAAGCCUGCGGCCUCAGAGACAGGCUUCCCUCACAUCUUGCCGUGGAAACCGGCGACCACCGAGGAGGAGACACCAGACCCCCCCCCACACACACCCACCAAGUGGAGAAACAGAGGCCAGAGAGGGCUCUGGGUUUGCUCAGGGCCACACAGCAGGACUCGAACGAGCUCUUUUUCCAUUACACUGCGUUACAUCCCUACCUCAAAAACAGUUUCCACCCUCUUGGUGCGUCUAUUCAGGAGUUUUUACUAUGCAUGUGUUUUAAGGUGUAAAAGAGUGGAGGAUAUAAGAAAAAGGGUAGCAAGAACUUUACAAAAGUCCAAGUGUAUCUUUGCUCACCCAUAUCUCUUCCUUUCUCCCUGUCUCCUUCCCCUCCCUCUCCAGUACCCCACCCCCAGUCAUCUGUUUCUAGCAGGCGCUACCCCAGAGGGCCUUUACUUCCCCUGACAGCCCCAAGGGAGUGAGGGACCAGGGUGGAGUGUAAGCAUGGCCACAGACCGAGUUUUGGGCAGGGAGGUCUGGGGCAAAGGAAUCUCCUUGGCACCACUCAAAUUCUGCCCCUUCCCACUGUCACGUCCAAACACGUGCAGAGUCUCCACGGCCUUGAGGAAUUUGGAGUCCAGCUGGAGAGACAGGACUUGUUGAAAAGAAUAAGCCCUGAAGAGGGCUAGCAUGGGUGGCCUGGGAGCCACGGCACCUGGGCCCCUGCCCCUCUCCUUCUGCCUGCCAGGCACCCACCUACCCUGGAAAACACCAUGACCGGAAACUGGGUCACGAUCCCACUCCUGCUCCCACGUCCUCUGGACCUGCCUCUGUGGCGGCACUGAUGACGGUUCUGUGAUGUUUAUCUCCCCUAGGAGAUUAAGUACUCCAAGGGGCGAGGACCAAGGGCCAUGUCCCGAGUGACUUUGUACCCAGAAAGUAACAGCAUUCA
Molecule: messenger RNA, 3193 nt
Organism: Prionailurus viverrinus (fishing cat)
Lineage: Eukaryota; Metazoa; Chordata; Mammalia; Carnivora; Felidae
Gene: SLC5A9
Product: solute carrier family 5 member 9
Exons: 15
Coding region: 188-2212 (674 amino acids)
Biological process (GO): transmembrane transport
Cellular component (GO): plasma membrane
Molecular function (GO): D-glucose:sodium symporter activity
Source: RefSeq, a predicted model, not a curated record